Gekko japonicus is the source of this 5346-nucleotide messenger RNA. RefSeq names its product glioma tumor suppressor candidate region gene 1 (gene BICRA). The transcript is spliced from 15 exons. The coding region runs from base 1 to 5346 and encodes 1781 amino acids. Gene Ontology annotation, cellular component: SWI/SNF complex. The record is from RefSeq and is a predicted model, not a curated record. Gene Ontology annotation, biological process: positive regulation of DNA-templated transcription. NCBI's taxonomy places the organism in Eukaryota, Metazoa, Chordata, Lepidosauria, Squamata, Gekkonidae.
AUGGAUGAUGAAGAUGGCCGAUGCUUGCUAGAUGUAAUUUGUGAUCCUCAGGCCCUGAACGAUUUUUUACAUGGAUCCGAAAAGAUUGACAGUGAUGAUCUCCUGGACAACACAGGAGAUGCAGCCAGUGCCUUUUUUGAAGGUGCUGGGCUGCACGUACAGGAACCCUCCGGCAAUCAUCUGAACGCCGAACAGAACCAGCCCACGACCAGCGUCGACCUCGACUUCUUGGAAGAUGACAUCCUGGGUUCGCCCUCGGGGGGCGGGGCCAGCCUGCAGAACUCAGACCAGCCCUGCGACAUCCUCCAGCAGAGCUUGCAGGAGGCCAACAUCACGGAACAGACUCUGGAGGCCGAGGCGGAGCUGGACCUGGGCUCUUUCCAGCUCCCCACGCUCCAGCCGGUGGUCCACACCGCCUCCGACGGCACCCCGCAGAUCUUUUCCAGUGGGGCUGACCUCAUUGGGCUGCAGCAGCCGGCGGUCCUCACCCACCAAGCCCUGGUGCAGCAGUCGGUGGGGGCGGACGUGGUCAAUAAAGCCAUCAGCGUGCAGCCUUUCCUCCAGCAGGUCGGCCUGGGGAACGUCACCAUCCAGCCCAUCUCCAACCUCCAGGGCCUGCCCAACGGGAGCCCCAGUGGGGCGCUGGGCAUCGGGCAGAUCCAAGUGGUCGGCCAGCAGGUGAUGGCGAUCAACCAGCCGGCGCAGCAGAUCAUCGCGAAGCAAGUUCAGCCUUCCCAGGUGGCCGCCAUGCCCGUCGGGAGUUACAUCACCCAGACGGCAGCGGAGCAGCAGCAGGUCACCCUCGCCUCGGCCGGGGUGUCCCCCCAGAACGCGGGCCUUGUCAUCCAGAAGAACCUCCCAGCGGUGGCCACGACGACGCUGAACGGGAGCUCCAUGUUCGGGGGCGUGUCGGCCACGCAGGGCUCCCAGCCGCUCACCGUCACGUCCAAUUUAAGCAGCCCGCUGGUGCAGGCCCAGAACGUGAUCAUCCACCGGACGCCCACGCCGAUUCAGCCCAAGCCCGCGGGGGUCCUCCAGCAGAAGGUGUACCAGAUCACCCCCAAGCCCUUCGGCCCCAACAACACCACCCUCACCAUCCAGAACGAGGCCGCGCUGCAGCAGCAGAAAGCCCAGCAGAACCUGAACUUCAUGGCAGGCAAGGCGGGGCAGAACGUGGUGCUGUCCGCCUUCCCGCCGGGGCUGCCGGCCAACAUGUUCAAGCAGCCCCCGCCCCAGCAGCAGGCCCUCAGCAAGCCCAUGAGCGUCCACUUGCUGAACCAAGGGAGCAGCAUCGUCAUCCCCGCCCAGCACGUCCCUCAGGCCAUGCUGCAGGGGCAGAACCAGUUCCUUCUCCCGGGGCAGCUCGCCGGCACGUCCACGGUCCAGAUCCCCCAGCAGCUCUCGGCGCUGCAGGCCAACAUGGGGGGCCAGAUAUUAACCACCUCCCACCCCAGCGGGCAGACCCAUAUCAUUACUAGCCAAGGGCCCGGCGGGCAGCUGAUCACCAAUCAGGCGCUGCCCGCCCAGAUCCUCACCAAUCAGAACCUGGCGAGCCAGCUCAACUUGGGGCAGGUGCUGACGUCGCAGAAUGCCCACGGCACGGCCCACAUCCUUUCCGGGCCUAUUCAGCUGCAGCCCGGGCAGGUCGGCCAGCCGACCCUCUUCCAGAUGCCCGUCUCUCUGGCCGGCAGCUUGACAACUCAGAGCCAGCCGACGGUCGCGGCCUCCUUGGCCGGCGGCACCCUCAGUCAGACCGGCCAGACUGUCAUCCAGGGGGUCACCCUACCAAACCAAGUGGCUAUGCUGAACGCCGCCGAGAACCUCAACCAAACCGUGACCAUCCAAGCACCCGCCGGCAGCCAGAGCCCUGGCCUCAUCCAGCCUCAGUCAGCCUCCAACGCCAGCUUGUUGCCGAGCGGCGACCAGGCCAGCAUAUUGACCGUCCAGUCCGCCUCCCAGCCCUCUGCUCCUCCCCAGCUCCAGCUGAACGUGCAGCAGCAAACCCCGCCUCCGCCUCAGCAGCCAGCGCAGUUACCUGUGACGGCUCAGCCCAGCCCUAACUUGGUGGCAUCGAGUCCAGAAAAGAUUAUCUUGGGCCAAGCAGCGGCUGGAAGCGUGGUCUCCCAGGAUUCCAUGCAGCUGUUCCUGCAACAGAAGGAUCGGAGCCAGCAGCAGCAGCAGUUUUAUUCGCCAGCUCUGAAAAUGCAGCCGGAGAGCGGUCUGGCCGAGUCCGCCGUGCCCCCCCACCUGCCAAUGCCUCUGCCCAUCUACAGCAUAGCCGCCACCGCCCUCAGCACCACCAGCAGUGUCCCGGCCUCAGUGAUAGUGAACAGCAGUGUAGGCGCGGUCCCGCAGCUGCCUACCAGCCGAGAGCUCAGCCAGAGCCGCAACACGCCACCGGCGGAUUCCAAAGUGCCUCAGUUCUCCGCCGGCCCUUCCCAGCAGGCACUGGCUUGCCAGUUGCCUUCGGGACAGCAGAAGCUUCCCGGAGCCUCCCCGUCCCAUUCGCUACCUCAUCCUUCCAUGGGGGAGAGCCCCCAGCUCCAGCCCGCGCACCUCUCCCAGAUGCAGUCCCCCCAUCCGUCCCGUCCUCCGUCGCAGCCUCAGCCUCUCUCCCGGCCGCCCUCCCGGCCUCACUCGAGGCCCCCUUCCCAGCCUCAGACUCUGUCCCGGCCGCCCUCAGAGCCCCUGUCACGGUCCUGCACCCCCCAGACGCAGAUGCAGAACCUGUACGUCAUCCAGAACCAGAUCGCCUCCUCCCCUCACGGCCCCAGCCAGCACCCCCUGCGCCCCCCCUCACAGCCUCAGGUCCCCUUCCAAGCGCCCCAGGCCCAGCCAGAGGGGCAGCCUCCGCUGCCGCCCCCUCCACACCUGCAGCUGCCAGUCCAGCUGGCGACUCAGCUCCAGCCGCAGGCCGAUGCCCAGGCCCGGCUCCAGCCUCCGCCCGAUGUACAGCACACCCACUCCCCCCACUUCCAGCUCCAGUUCCCCACCCAGGGCCCGAUCAAGCCCCCCACCCCAACCCAGGCUCUCCACCUGACGCCGGAGCAGCAGAGGAGCUUCCAGAUGGUUCCAAACCAGUUCCCGGCCCUCUCUGCCAUCCCGGCCUCCAUACCUCAGCAGAAGCAGCUCAUGGACCGGUUUCAGCAGGUGCCCCAGGGGAUCAUCCUGCAAACAAAGCAGCCCACUUCCACGAGCCAGGCGCCGCCGGCCUUGAGCCAGUUCAGCGGCCAGCCCUCUUCCGUCCUGGUCAGCAGCCAGGGGCAGCCGGUCACCGUGACAGCCGCUCAGGCGCCGCCGGUCCACAGCCACCCACCUGUGCCUGCCACCGUUCAGCCUUCCACGACGGGUCUGAGCAAGGUGGCUCCUGUGCUUGAAAAGGGCCAGCUGCAGAGAGGAGGAGGAGGGCAGCCGGGGCAGCCCGCAGCACUGCUGCAGCCGCAGACGCCCGUGUUGGUCAAAUCAGCAAUACGUAACCUGAGCGGUGGGUCUCCCACGGAGAGCAACCCCUUUUCCAGUGGCUCCUCGGCUCUUUCUGGCGGAAAAACGUCCACCGGGCAAGGAAAACCUGCAGUCCCUCUGGCCAUACAGCAGCCAGUUCAGACCAAGCCUGGAGUCAUCAGCUCCGUGUCCAGCCUGAACCUCGGGAAAGGUCCACUGCAGCUCCAGGUCCUCGGAAAGAGCUUGCCCCAACUCCUCCCUUCGGCCCAGGCCCAAGUCCAGCAGCAGUACGAUGGCAAGCUCGGAAGCAUGAAAAAGCCUCCCAUGCUGCAGCCCAGCAAGGAAGCUUGUUUCCUGGAACAGCUGCAUAAACACCAGGGGGCCGUGCUGCACCCCGAUUACAAGACCUCGUUCCGGUCGUUUGAAGAUGCCGCUCACAGGCUCCUACCCUACCACGUCUACCAGGGAACGCUGCCUUCUCCUCAUGACUACCGAAAAGAUGAAGAGUUUGAAAUGGUGUCCGCGCAACUUCUAAAACGCACCCAAGCCAUGUUGAACAAGUACCGCCUGCUGCUCUUGGAGGAAUCCCGGAGAAUCAGUCCUUCAGCGGAGAUGGUCAUGAUCGACCGGAUGUUCAUCCAGGAAGAAAAGACCACUUUAGCUCUUGAUAAACAGCUAGCGAAGGAGAAGCCAGAUGAGUACGUCUCCUCGUCUUCACGCUCGCAGAGCUUCGCUUCUUCCCUGGCCCAGGGCUGCGCGUCCAGCAGUGUCGCUUCGGCUUCCGAGAGCCUGAAAGCCCCUCCGGUGCAGAUGGCGACCCAGAUCAACCCCACCAAACUGGUCAUCAAGCACAGCGGAGGCUCCCCCUCCGUCACGUGGGCGAAGGCUUCCCCUUCCCUGGAUGGCGACGACGACGCCCUGCCCUCCAGGAGCAAACCGCCCAUCAAAACCUACGAAGCCCGCAGUCGGAUUGGCCUGAAGCUGAAGAUCAAACAAGAGGCGGGGCUCAGCAAAGUGGUCCACAACACUGCCUUGGACCCGGUGCAUCAGACGCCGCCGCCCGUGUGCACGGUGAUCAAAAUGGCCGACCAGCACUCAUCGGCUUCAGCCGCCGCCGCCACCACCACCACCUCCGUGGCAGGGCAAAUGAACGGGACAGUCGACCACGUCACUGCAGCACCGGCGGAGAAGAAGCCGUUGGUGACCUACUGCAGGCUCCCUCUCCGCAAGACUUACCGGGAGAACGUGGAUGCUUUCGUGGCCGACAAGGCCCCUGACCCUUGCGCGAAAGGGAGUGCCCCGAAAGCGGAUCUGGUGCCAAGCACCCUCAUCAUUAAGCAAGACGGCGGCUCCAGGAGCGUCAUCACCUCCCACAAAACUCACGAGAGCCCUUCCGGGGCCGCGGCGGAGAGGGGCCGGUUGGAGGAGAACACCAAGCAUACUUUUUUCAACCGGAGUGAGGCCCGUUCUGCGCAAGAGAGCCCCGCCCCUCCGAAGUCUGACGAUGCAACCAGUGGCCUUAUGAAGGAACUAGCGGAGGUUGAGGACGAGUUUUAUCACCGGAUGAUAAAGACCGAGCCCCCGGACCACGGCUCUGCCUCUGAUCUCACGUGGGAGGUUCCCCUGCCCCCAGCCAAACGUAGGAAAUCGGAGUCCUUUGACGUCGAUAACGCUAGCUUCUCCAGCGACAGCCCCCAGGACGAUUCCCUGAACGAACAUCUGCAGAGUGCCAUCGACAGCAUCCUCAACUUGCAGCAACCUCAGGCUGGGGGCCAGAACACCCGGACACCCUCCUCCUCGUACAAUUCCUCUUCCUCCCCUUUCUCCUCCCCCGCCCACCGCACGGACACUUACCUUGCCCCGAAUCACAACGGCGGCCUUGGAGCAAGGACGUUGAACAGAUAA